UUCCCUCAGCACAGGAAGGAAGGUUUGGAGUCACCUUCUGUAAGUUUUGUACGAAGGAAAGGAACAUUUGAAAGAUUUGUAAAUAAAUUUGAUACUUUCUACGUGAGAGAUGCCGUCAGUGACUCUUAAGGACGUGGACCAGCAGAAAUUCGUGAAAGCAUUUUCAGCUUUCCUGAAGAAGACUGGUAAAAUGAAAGUGCCAGAAUGGGUGGAUCUUGUGAAAAGUGCAAGAUUCAAGGAGUUGGCUCCAUACGAUGAAGACUGGUAUUACACUAGAUGUGCUGCUCUUGCGAGACACAUUUAUUUCCGUUCUCCUGUUGGAGUUGGAGCUGUUACUAAAAUCUUUGGAGGACGUCAGCGAAAUGGCGUAUGCCCAUCUCAUUUCUGCCGAGGUGCAGGUGGUGUUGCCCGUAAGGCACUGCAGUCUCUUGAACAACUGAAACUUAUUGAGAAGACUGGUGAUGGUGGACGUAGGUUGACCGUUCAAGGGCGUAGAGAUCUUGACCGUAUUGCAGCACAAGUUCGGCAAAAGAAACAACUUCAGCUACCACAGUAAACUGUCGUCUGAUAAUAAAACUUCAACGUACAAUAUGUAGAGCAUGGUAACCCACUAGAAAAAUAAAGAAAUCAUUGUGAUUUGUCAUCCAUUGUUUCUUGUUACUGUUUCACGAGACAUAUUGUAUGUACUGUACUUUGUAUGGCCAUUCCAUCAGUUUGUACUCAAUAAAGAACUGAGAAGACUUCUUUCA
Messenger RNA from Cryptotermes secundus, 749 nucleotides. RefSeq names its product 40S ribosomal protein S19 (gene RpS19a). Lineage: Eukaryota; Metazoa; Arthropoda; Insecta; Blattodea; Kalotermitidae. The transcript is spliced from 4 exons. Gene Ontology annotation, cellular component: ribosome; cytosolic small ribosomal subunit. Bases 110 to 556 code for a protein of 148 amino acids. Gene Ontology annotation, molecular function: RNA binding; structural constituent of ribosome. The record is from RefSeq and is a predicted model, not a curated record. Gene Ontology annotation, biological process: ribosomal small subunit assembly; translation.